Aspergillus homomorphus CBS 101889 is the source of this 2133-nucleotide messenger RNA. Its product is annotated as acetoacetyl-CoA synthase. The transcript is spliced from 5 exons. Gene Ontology annotation, cellular component: cytosol. Gene Ontology annotation, molecular function: acetoacetate-CoA ligase activity. Gene Ontology annotation, biological process: lipid metabolic process. The record is from RefSeq and is a predicted model, not a curated record. The coding region runs from base 1 to 2082 and encodes 693 amino acids. NCBI's taxonomy places the organism in Eukaryota, Fungi, Ascomycota, Eurotiomycetes, Eurotiales, Aspergillaceae.
AUGUCCUCCCACUCAAUCCCUCGCAAGCUCUGGGAGCACCCGGAUCCAGACUCGACCAGCAUGGGACAAUUCCGCUGCGCCUGGGAGCACGAGCUGGGGGAAUCAAUGCCAACCUUCCACCACCUCUACGAGAAAUCCGUCACCAAGCGGGCGAAGUUUUGGGACUUCUGCUGGCGAUACUUUCACAUCCUUCACGAAGGCUCCUAUACCUCCGUCGUCGACGAAAGCGCUCGUAUCGAUACUAUGCCGCGCUGGUUCGAGGGUAUCCGACUCAAUUACGCAGAGAACAUGCUCUUUUCGUGGCAGGAUAACACGGCAGGCACGAUCGGGAAAGAAGAUGACAAGGUCGCCGUCACCGAAGUCCGCGAGGGGGGUCAUAAGGAGGCAAGGCAUCUCACCUGGGGAGAGUUACGACAACGGACCGGUCGUUUGACUCAAGCAAUGAAAGCGCAUGGUGUGGUAAAAGGCGACAGGGUCGCGGUCUGUGCCAGCAACAGCAUAGACACGUUGCUCGUGUUUCUGGCCACGACCGCCUUGGGCGGAAUGUUCUCCUCCAGCUCCACCGAUAUGGGCGUCAAAGGCAUUCUCGAUCGCCUGCGCCAGAUCAAGCCUCGCUGGCUGUUCAUGGACGAUCAAGCGUUCUAUAAUGGGAAGUCGAUUGACCUACGCCCGAAGAUGCAGGAAAUCGUGGCCGGGAUGGAAGAUAUUUCCGAGUUCAAGGGCAUCGUAUCCCAGCCUAGGUUUGUCAAACGACCGGCAGAUGUGGCUCAUGUCCCGCGAACAUUAUCACUGGCAGUGUGGGAGGCCCUUGCGGUCGGAGAAACUCUGAUCUUUGAGCAAGUUGACUUCCGAGAUCCCUUCCUCAUCGUCUACUCGUCCGGGACGACCGGCCAGCCCAAAUGCAUCAUGCAUUCCGUCGGUGGAGCCCUCCUCAAUGCCUACAAAGAGACUAUCUUGCACCACGAAAUUGACGCGGAUAGUGUGGGCUUGCAGUAUACCACGACUGGCUGGAUCAUGUACAUGUCGGCCAUCAGCACUCUACUGUUCGGAGCCCGGGCAAUCCUCUACGAUGGGAGUCCCUUCCUUCCUGAAGUUGUGUCAUUGAUCAAAUUGGUCGAACAGGAACGGGUUACGCACUUUGGAAUCUCCCCGCGGUACAUGCUGGAAUUGCAGAGAGCCCACAUCCAGCCCCGACAGAUUGCCGAUUUAUCGUCACUGAAGAUUGUCACGAGCACCGGAAUGGUACUUCCCGAAAACCUGUUUGAGUGGUUCUACGACGCAGGCUUCCCUCCGCAUGUGCGACUCAAUAAUAUUUCCGGUGGCACGGACAUUGCAGGUUGCUUUGGGCUGUCCAACCCACUGCUCCCUGUGUACGCUGGUGGGUGUGCAGGGAUGAGCCUUGGCAUUCCCGUCGAGGUUUAUGACUCUACCAUCGAAGGAGAGAGAGUGAAAGGAAAACCCGUCUCUCACGGUGAAUCUGGAGAUUUGGUAGCUACCGCUGCGUUCCCCAAUGUUCCCGUCGGAUUCUGGGGAGCAGACGCCGCAGAAAAAUAUCAGAACGCGUAUUUCAACCGCUUCGAGGGAGUCUGGACACACGGCGAUUUCGUUUCCAUUCAUCCUGUGACAAAACAGCUGGUCUUUCACGGUCGCGCGGACGGUGUCUUGAAUCCAUCUGGUGUCAGGUUUGGGUCAUCGGAAAUCUACCAAGUCAUCGAGGAGGAGUUUGCAAAAGAGGUAGUCGAUUCCAUCUGCGUUGGUCAGCGGCGACCCUCGGAUAGCGAUGAAAGAGUGAUCUUGUUCCUUCUCAUGAAACCCGGAUUUGGGUUCACGGAAGAGCUGGUUCAGAGAAUCAAGACCGUGAUUCGUCGAAAGCUCAGUCCUCGACAUGUCCCGGCAUUCGUUUUUCCAACCCCGGAGAUCCCGACCACCGUCAAUGGGAAGAAGGUAGAACUCCCUGUCAAGCAGAUUGUCUCUGGAAAGAUUAUCAAACCGUCUGGUACCUUGCUCAAUCCUCAGAGUCUGGAGUAUUAUUAUAGAUUCGCGAAAGACGAAGCGCUUGGUUCAAGGAGCAGCAAGCUCUGAUAGAUCUCAUUCUGAGAGAGGGACGGUACAGGAUAGUUUUGAUCAGGCCGG